AUGUCGUCCUCGUCAUAUUCCUCACUACUGCCUCGUGAUCCAGUCUAUGGAUUUCCACCGGAGUCUUUCGACCCCUCCCUUCUUCCUGAUGUCGACACUGAAUUCGUCGAUGCGCAAGACUUGGAAGCCUUUGAGAAGGCGCUCCAGGCUCCUGAUCCCCUUCAGAGUCCGGCCGAUGAAAACGGCGCUCGGUCGCCACGUAGCCCGAGUUCGUUCAGUGUGACAAAGAGGCCUUCGCAGGUCGAAUCUGGCCUUGCGGAUGAUGUAGCUGCUGUCGCCGCCGCCGCGGACGUUGCUUCUGGAGAUCUUCCUGUCCCGCCCACACCGAGUCAAGGGACAUUUAUCACAGCGCAGAACGACUGGGCGCCUGUUAACGAGAAGAUCUAUAGCCGUCGCCGUGGCUCGAGGCGAAGCAAGAGAAAGCGCAGGGGUGGAAAGGGGGCCGUUGAAGGCCUUCUAGGGACCCGCACCAAAGAUGAGACUCGGGAGGGAUAUCUAUACCAACUUUCAAAGUGGCCUCUGCUUUUCUUCGUGUUUGCAUGGCUCGGUGGACUUGUCGUUGCAUAUCUCUCGACAAGGCUAUAUAUCUGGGUGUAUGAGCACUUCUUCACAUGGCGCGGCCAGCGAGAAAGACUCCGAAGGAAUUUACGAAAUGCCUCGAAGUAUGAGGACUGGGUAAGUGCCGCAAAGGAGCUCGACAACUAUCUGGGUCGACAAACAUGGAGGGAAGAGAACGAUUUCGCGUACUACGAUUCCAAGACUGUUCGAAGAGUUUGGGAGCAGAUGAAGAAGACAAGAUUGCGCGCUGAAGAGCAAGAAAGUAAGGGCGAGAAGGGUGAUGGAGGUAAAGCGGUGGAUGAGCUGAAGACCUUGAUUGAAGCUUGCGUCAAGAAUAAUUUUGUUGGCGUUGAGAACGCGAGGUUAUACAGCCAAACGUACUAUGGAACCAAAAAUCUGGUACAGAAUUUCCUCGAUGAAGAGGAGAAGUGCAUCAAAUUUCUGAUAAACACCAAACAGCUCGAGAUGGAGCAGAAGCGAGUGCUAUUCAAACACGUCUAUGCGAACUACGGAAGAACAGCUCUCUGUCUCUCGGGAGGCGCAGCCUUUGCCUACUAUCACAUUGGUGUUGUCCGAGCUUUGCUCGAUGCGGAUCUGCUACCAGACGUUAUUACAGGCACAAGUGGUGGUGCUUUAGUAGCUGCUUUGGUGGCCACUCGAACAAACGAUGAGCUCAAGCAGCUUCUUGUGCCAGCACUUUCUGAGCGGAUCAACGCCUGCCGCGAACCAUUUACAGUCUGGAUUCCUCGAUGGUGGAAAACUGGAGCUCGAUUUGACUGUGUUGAUUGGGCACGACGAUGCGGCUGGUGGACGCAUGGUUCCUUGACAUUCCGAGAAGCCUAUGAACGAACAGGUCGCAUUCUCAAUGUUACCUGUGUGCCAGCCGACCCCCAUUCGCCGACGAUUCUUUGCAACUACCUCACAAGCCCCGAUUGUGUUAUCUGGUCGGCGGUAUUGGCAUCGGCCGCUGUACCUGGAAUUAUUAAUCCCGUCGUUCUCAUGAUGAAGACUCGAGACGGUUCUCUAGAGCCGUACUCCUUUGGCCACAAGUGGAAGGAUGGCAGUUUACGAACGGAUAUUCCUAUCAAGGCCUUGAACACACACUUUAACGUCAACUUUACAAUUGUCAGCCAAGUCAACCCACAUAUCAAUCUUUUCUUUUUCUCUUCUCGAGGCUCAGUUGGUCACCCAGUCACACAUCGCAAGGGGCGUGGGUGGCGAGGCGGCUACCUGAUGUCUGCGUUUGAGCAUUAUCUCAAACUGGACAUGAAUAAGUGGCUCAAGUUUAUCCGUCAUGCCGAAUUGUUGCCCCGGCCCCUUGGUCAAGACUGGAGUCAGCUUUGGCUUCAACAAUUCAGCGGUACUAUUACGAUUUGGCCAAAGUCGAGAAUUUCAGACUUCUGGCGUAUUCUAUCAGAUCCUGACCCUCAUCGACUAUCCCGUAUGAUUCACGAAGGAAAGCAAAGUGCUUUCCCCAAGCUCAAGUUUAUUGAGAACAGACUCAAGAUUGAACGACUGGUUGAACGCGGACGCUCUGAUUCGAGACCGUGGGUGCGUCGGGGCAGCAUUCAAACUAUUCUCAGCGAGGAGGAUAUCAGAAACAUUCUGGCGGAGGAGAUGGGCAACGGUGCAACUACAGAGGACGAGACCGAUGUGGAAGAUCUCAGUGGGCUUGGUCUUGGUAUGACCACCCUCGACGAGAAUACUCUUUACGAGGAGCCCGGAGAGAAGAGUGACUCGGAGGUUAGCAGUUGA
Fusarium tjaetaba is the source of this 2313-nucleotide messenger RNA. Its product is annotated as patatin-like phospholipase domain protein. The record is from RefSeq and is a predicted model, not a curated record. Gene Ontology annotation, biological process: lipid metabolic process. Gene Ontology annotation, molecular function: triacylglycerol lipase activity. The coding region runs from base 1 to 2313 and encodes 770 amino acids. The transcript has 2 exons. NCBI's taxonomy places the organism in Eukaryota, Fungi, Ascomycota, Sordariomycetes, Hypocreales, Nectriaceae.